Centropristis striata (black sea bass) is the source of this 2925-nucleotide messenger RNA. It is a transcript of the gene prepl, whose product is annotated as prolyl endopeptidase like. Gene Ontology annotation, molecular function: serine-type endopeptidase activity. Bases 577 to 2766 code for a protein of 729 amino acids. Gene Ontology annotation, biological process: proteolysis. The record is from RefSeq and is a predicted model, not a curated record. The transcript is spliced from 15 exons. NCBI's taxonomy places the organism in Eukaryota, Metazoa, Chordata, Actinopteri, Perciformes, Serranidae. Gene Ontology annotation, cellular component: cytoskeleton; Golgi apparatus.
UCCUCGAAGAUACGGGCAGAAAUAUGUCUGUAAACAAAUUUACUGGCUGUGGGGAUGUCACAGUUAUCGGUAGAAAUGUAGCGAUACAAAAAUAAGGCUUUUUUUCUUGUAAAAUCACACCAACGCAACAAUGAUCGUAGAUAUGCUUGACUGUAAUCACCUGUUACACCCACAAUGGAUACAUGCUACUUCCGUACACUUUUGGCAUUCGAGACAUAGCAAUGGAUGGUCGAUACAAUCGCGCCGGAUUAUGGAUAUAAACUGCCAGCUGCGCAUGUCUGAAUUUGAUUAUGUUAGUCUGACAUGGCAUGCUACGUCAUCCACUACGGGCUUUGUUUAGGAAAUAAUGCACGUGCAUAGAAUUUCCUUACCGUUGUCAACCGUGACAAACGGCAGCAAGGUUGAUUUAAUUCACUUUAUUUUAAUUUAACAGAACAAUAAUACUAUUUAUUUGUCAUAUGAAACGUGUAAGCGUUUAUUGUUGUGAUGAAUGAUAUUAACUUACCAGGUAGUGACAGUUUCCUACUUACACAUAUAAUCGGCUAUCAUUCGUUAAUGUAGCCGAUUAACGGUUAAAUGUUAAUAAUGGCGGUCCUCUCCUCCCUGCUGUGUUCGGCUCCGCGUCUCUUUACACCAUCUCGGUUUCGUUUUUGGGAUCUCGUCGUUUGCAGACGGAUAACAUGGCUCUCCGUGUCCGUCCAACGUUGUUACACGUCGGACUCUUCAAACUCAGCAGUUGAUCAUCUCAGUUCUGGACUUGAGAAGUACAAGGACUUGCAGAAGUAUUUCAAUAGGAGACUAAAGGCAACAUACCGCAAGUUCUCCAACAUACCUGAUCAAUCAGUGAUCUUUGGACGUCAUCAUGUGUAUUUUAUUGAGGAGGAUGGCAUCUACAGAAUGGACCAGAGACAAAGGGAGCCAGUGCCGGAGCAGGUGCUUAAUCUAGGACAAGUCUCUGAACAGGAGGAGAAGGCAGGAUUUAUUAAUGAAGUGGGGAAUCUGAGGAUUCAGUGGACUGUCCAGAGAAUACGUCUGUCCCCGCAGGAAAAGCAUCUAGCUACUACACUAAAAAAUUCAUACAGAGGAGAGCUGAGGUGUGUGCUUGUGAGGCUUGGAAAGAGAAAUCGCUCUGUGGAUCCCCCACAUGUCAUAUUUACACUGGACAAAGUCUUCAGCUUUGAGUGGGCCACAGACGAGGUCCUGUAUUACACGACCCUGGAGGGUCUACGCUGCAGCAGAGUGUUUUGUCUGGACCUGACCUCCAGUGCAAGCAGGAUAACUUCUGUGUAUGAGGAAACACAUCCUGAUGUGUUUGUGGAGGUUGCCCUUUCCAGAGACCGGCAGAUAUUGAGCAUCAACAGCAACAGCAGGACCAGCUCCGAGGUGCUAAUAAUUGAUAGAACAACAUCCCAUUUAAAGCCUUUCCUGGUUCAGCCACGCCAGUUAGACCUCUUGUACCAUGUGGAGCACUGGAGAAAGUGUCUGAUUAUCCUGGCUAAUACAGGGCCUGGACAAGAAUAUCAGGUGGUACAGGCCCCACUCUCUGAGCCUUCCAUGGUCUCCUGGGUGCCUUUGUUUGUCCCUGGCUCGGGCACUACAGUCAAAGACAUGGAUGUGGUUGGAAACCACUGUGUGUUGGUUGCGAGAACACCCGCCGGUGAACUUGUCCUAAUUGGGGUCCCGCUGACCCAUCCCAAGGAGUCAUACACUGUACAGCUCCCCUCCUGGGCCUGUGCCAUCCAAACCAAGAAACCAGACAUGGCAGCCCAACGCAACGUGUUAGAGUUCUCGAUUUCAUCUCCAGUCCACUUCCCAAUACCCUGCAGUCUAAACCCUGAGGAUGGGCUACUUUUAUCAGGAACUGAAGAUGGGUCCUCCCGAGAGAACCAGAGCAAUUACACCACCACACGCUUAGAGGCCUGCAGCCAAGAUGGUACUUUAGUGCCAGUGACACUGUUUCAUUCAGGACCUGUGGAGGUCUUGAGUCUGGCCCCACUCCUGGUCCAUGUCUACGGAGCUUAUGGUAGAGAUCUCAGCAUGGAGUUCUGCCCAGAGAAAAGGUUCCUGCUGGAGCAGGGCUGGGCUCUGGCAUACUGCCACAUCAGAGGUGGAGGAGAGCGGGGUCUGUCCUGGCAAAGACAAGCUCGCAUGGACAGUAAGCAGAGAGGAGUGGAGGACCUCGAAGCCUGUCUCCGUCACCUUUUCUCUUUAGGAGUCUCCUGUCCUCCACUUACUGCCCUAACAGCCUGCAGUGCCGGGGCAGUGCCAGUUGGAGCACUGUGCAACAGACACCCCCACAUGAUGCGGGCUGUCACACUGCAGGCUCCUUUCCUGGAUGUGUUGGAAACUAUGGAGGAUCCCAGCCUGCCUCUAACUUUGGAGGAUAGAGAGGAGUGGGGGGACCCAGUAGGAAACCCAAAACAUAGACUCACCAUCUCCUCCUACUGUCCCCUUCACAACAUUACCCCUCAGCGCUACCCAUCGUUUCUGCUGACGGCCUACAACUGUGAUGCCAGGGUUCCUCUGGCAGGUGUCCUAAAAUACACGGAGCAACUAAAAAACGCCAUUCACACACACCUCACCAUGAAACCAAAGUCAGAAUGUGAACCAGCACCAAAUGUAGUUCUGAAUAUCCAACCAGGAGCAAAUCACCUCGGACCAGAAGACUUUGAGCAGAUGUUGGAGGAGGAAGCCCUCACACUAGCAUUCCUCUACACAGAGCUGGGCCUGGACCCUCCACGGCCUCCACGCAAGAGGAGGAGAUAGCACAUCUUUCCAGGAGGCACUCUGGAAUCAAACAAGAAUGACCCAAACAUGAACCAUUACAGCAUGGACGACAAUGAAGACACAAUGCUGCCAAAAUCCUUAAAAAUCCCAGUGGAAGAAAAGACAUCAACAGUGAAUGUAUCUGCAAUGGUUCUCUUU